Molecule: messenger RNA, 1777 nt
Organism: Melanotaenia boesemani (Boeseman's rainbowfish)
Lineage: Eukaryota; Metazoa; Chordata; Actinopteri; Atheriniformes; Melanotaeniidae
Gene: tgfa
Product: transforming growth factor, alpha
Exons: 7
Coding region: 292-1038 (248 amino acids)
Biological process (GO): positive regulation of cell population proliferation; positive regulation of mitotic nuclear division; epidermal growth factor receptor signaling pathway
Source: RefSeq, a predicted model, not a curated record
UCUGACGGGAUUACGAGAGUUUCCUCAAUUGAGCACCGCGAAGUUAAACGCUCGGACGUCCAGGAGAGAAAAGACAACUUCGAUUGAAUCACUUAUCAACGACCUCAUCUAAUUUUCCAGUGGAUCAGAUGUUUGCGUUUGACACUGGUCGACAGGUCUGCCCUGUGAUCGCCGGAUUAAAUGAUCUCCGCCGCCACUGCUGCGGUUCAUUCUGGAGCCAGCGGCACUGAUGUGGUUUCCUAACACACCCGCGUUUUGAGUAAAGCUGAUUUUCAGACCCCAGUCGACAGAAUGACUCGGAUUUUCUGGGACGCUAUAUUUAUCAUUAGCGGUUCUCUCUUUACAUUUGGAGCAGGGCCGAGCAGUUCAGCAAUUAUUGAAGCCAACAUUUCUAUUGACACAAACUCCAUAGCUGCUCCCAAUAUAUCCCAUAGCACCUCUGGGACGACCAAUGACAGAGGCACAACUACAACUACCAUCCCUACCAUUAAAAGUUCCCUCGUCUCAUUUGGAGUAGAGCAGACCAUUGCAACAGAUUUUGAUGCCACAGUUUCCAUCCAUGCCACCUCUCCUGCUGCCUCUAACACCUUAACAAGUAUCUCUCCAACAUCCAUCAGCAGAAGCUCCACAACCAGAAAAGCUAUUGCAACUACUAACAAACGUCCAACUAAAAAAUUUGUGGCAGCAGCUGUUCGCUCUCAUUUUGAUGACUGUCCAGACUCUCACCAGCAUUUCUGCUUUCAUGGCACUUGUCGCUUCCUGAUACUGGAGGAGACGCCUGCAUGUGUGUGUCAUCCAGGCUUUGUUGGGAUGAGAUGUGAGCACGCAGACCUGCUUGCUGUGGUAGCGACCAACCACAAACAGCAAACCGUUGCCACAGUUCUGGUUCUGUGUGUGAUUGGCUGUGUUCUCAUCAUGGUGUUGUGUUCACUCCUGCAUUGUUGGUGGAGGCAAGACUGCCGGAGGCGGAGUCGUGCACACCACUAUGUUGCAGAGAAGCAUGGAGGGUCCUGCUAUCCAUCAGAGAGUGUGGUUUGACCGAACAUCUUAAAAGAAGUUGUUUGCAUCAUUGCGUUUUUCUCAUCUGUGGCCCACAAGCCCUCAGGACUCCAUCCAAAGUGGUACAACAGCCCAGGAAUGACGCAUUAUCUCCAAUGAGACUGAGGUAGGGCUUCUUGUCAUGGAAGGUUGGAUGUUCCAUGACACUCUUUCUCCACUAACUGGGACUUCUGGACUGCAACGACCUAGGGACGUUUGUACAUUGUUUCUAUGGAAAUACACUCAGAACUGCAACAGUCUGUCUGAACCUCUGAGAAGGAAGAUGCUGCCAAAUCCUGCAUGGGAAGAGCUCUGCAUGUCCCGAUUUCUGUUUAUGGCUUGCCUAGAGGACAUGAGAAAUUAUCUGGAAGGCCAUCAAUCAUCCCGUGUGAGGCUAAGUAGCCAAGGCACUUAUUUUUUGGCAGCGGGACAACAAUAAUUCAUUUACACAAGUCAAAAAAACACAAUUCCUAUGUUUGUCUUUUAAUAUAUUUGCACAUUUCUUGCCAGAACUCUACAAGCACAAAGAAAAUUUUUAGUAAUUGAACGUGGGGGCAGUCAUGCUUUAAAAACCUUUUUAGGGUCUGUUUUUAAAGAAAGAUCUCACUUCACCUGACAGGAGUAGGAAUUGUUAACCAGACUGAAUGAAUAUUGGUUUCCUAGACUUCAAUGAGAAUUUAUGCACAAAAACUACAACCUUAGAGUUGUUCCAGUAUUGCUGUGAUGUGAUCUGGGGGGG